This is a messenger RNA of Spodoptera littoralis (African cotton leafworm), 1332 nucleotides long. The record is from the annotation of a GenBank genome assembly. Lineage: Eukaryota; Metazoa; Arthropoda; Insecta; Lepidoptera; Noctuidae.
AUGUCGCGACGGUCUCGAGGAAGCAACACAUGGGAGGUGCGUGCAUCGACGUUGGCUCGCAAUACCCAUAACCUGAUAAGGGACAUCGUCGAGAACCUUCAGGUAGAGCCAAACCCUGAGAAGCAGCUCAUAGCUCUUUCAGUUGGUGAUCCGACAACUUUUGGAAAUCUUAACCCUCCCGAGCAAGUACUGCAAGCUGUUCGGGAGAGUAAUGAAUGGCUUAGCAGUCGCAGUUAUGGCCCUGCAAAGGGACACAUCGAAGCCAGGGUGGCCGUAGCGCAGUACAGUGCCCACCAGGGAGACAUUUCACCCGAAGACGUCAUCCUGUGCAGUGGGUGCUCACAUGCAAUAGAACUUGCUAUCACAGUGAUCGCAGACUCAGGACAAAAUGUAUUGGUUCCCCGUCCUGGCUUCAUGAUAUACAAGACUGUCGCUGAAGGAUUAGGCAUUAAUAUCAAACAUUAUAACUUAUUGCCAGAUCAACAAUGGAAGAUAGAUCUCGAGGAUCUAGAGAACCAGAUAGAUGACGACACCGCCGCUAUAGUCGUAAUAAAUCCUUCAAAUCCAUGCGGCUCGGUGUAUGACAAGGGGCAUUUAUACGAGAUACUUGAUAUAGCAUCGAGGAACCACGUGCCCAUCAUUGCUGAUGAAAUAUAUGAACAUUUUGUGUUCUCAAAUAAUGAAUUCACUGCAUUAUCAGCCUUAUCGGUAGAUGUUCCGAUACUAACAUGUGGUGGCCUUACGAAAAGGUUUUUGGUACCUGGCUGGCGUAUGGGAUGGGUCAUUAUCCACGACAGACACAAUAUAUUCGGGAAAGAAGUUCGUCAAGGUUUGUCGAACUUGGCCUCUAGAAUUUUAGGGCCAAACACAUUAAUACAGAGGGCAUUACCAGCAAUCCUGACAUGCACUCCACAAAGCUUUUUCGACGAGGUUGUGUUGUUUAUAGAGAACCAAGCGAAAUUGGCAUUUGAUGAACUACGAUGCGCACCUGGCUUGCGUCCUAUAAUGCCACAGGGUGCUAUGUACAUGAUGAUUGAAAUCAAAUUGUCCUUAUUUCCAAAUUUCAAGAAUGAACUACAAUUUGUUGAACGCCUGGUCGCCGAGCAGUCGGUGUUUUGCUUACCUGGACAGUGUUUUGCCUAUCCCAACUUUAUGAGGAUCGUUUUGACUGUGCCCGAAGCUAUACUGCGAGAGGCUUGCAAGAGGAUGAUAAUCUUCUGCAAAGACCACAUCGUAUCCAGAGAGACCAUCAAGGAAAUUGAGAGUGAUAUAGUAACUGUACCAAGUGACAACGAAGUCAUCUGUGACAACGAUACUGCACAUGUUGCUUAG